GCUGACUAGUUUAUGACGAUAUAUAAUGACCGAGUCGAGAAGAAAAGGAAGAAGCUCAAGGAAGUAGACAAUGAAGAAAGGUGGAUUUAGCAAUAAUCUCAAGCUCGCAAUUCCGGCUGCUGGCGAGCAAUCCAUCACCAAAUUCUUGACGCAGAGUGGUACUUUCAAAGAUGGAGAUCUACGAGUUAACAAGGACGGAGUUCGAAUCGUUUCUCAAUCGGAGCCUGAAGUUCUGUCUCCAAUUAAGCCAGCGGAUGAUGAGUUGAGCUUGUCGGAUUUGGACAUGGUUAAGUUCCUUGGAAAAGGAAGCAGUGGUGUUGUACAGUUGGUUCAACACAAAUGGACUGGCCAAUUUUUCGCCUUGAAGGUAAUUCAACUAAAUAUCGAUGAAGCAAUUCGCAAGUCAAUUGCACAAGAGCUGAAGAUAAAUCAGUCGUCACAGUGUCCAUAUCUUGUUAACUCGUACCAAUCAUUUUACGACAAUGGCGCAAUCUCACUAAUCUUGGAGUACAUGGACGGCGGAUCUCUAGCAGACUUUCUCAAAUCAGUUAAAACCAUCCCUGAGUCCUAUCUUUCUGCCAUCUUCAAACAAGUGCUUCAGGGGCUGAUCUACCUUCAUCACGAUAAGCAUAUCAUCCACCGUGACUUGAAACCAUCCAAUCUGUUGAUCAACCAUAGAGGAGAAGUCAAAAUCACUGACUUUGGUGUGAGUACCGUUAUGACAAACACCGCAGGUUUAGCCAACACGUUUGUCGGGACUUACAAUUAUAUGUCUCCAGAGAGAAUCGUUGGUAACAAGUACGGUAAUAAAAGCGAUAUAUGGAGCUUGGGUUUAGUAGUGCUUGAAUGCGCAACAGGAAAGUUCCCUUAUUUACCUCCGGAUCAAGAGGAAACAUGGUCCAGUGUUUUCGAGUUGAUGGAAGCCAUCGUUGACCAACCACCACCUGCUCUCCCUUCAGAAAAUUUCUCCCCUGAGUUAUCUUCAUUCAUCUCCACAUGUUUGCAAAAGGACCCGAACAGUCGAAGCUCUGCAAAGGAACUAAUGGAACAUCCUUUCUUGAACAAAUACAAUAACUCGGAGAUCAACCUCGCGUCCUAUUUCACAGAUGCAGGAUCGCCACUCGCAACACUUGGGAAUCUUUCCGGUACGUUCUCCGUUUAAACUCCGGGGAGACAAUAGUGUCAUCAUCUGGUGGUUACUGUUAUCAUCUGAGAUUUAUUUGUUUUAACUUCCAGUUAAAAAUUAUCUUGAUUAUAUAGAUUUAUAAAUUUGUGUUGUUGCGGUAUUCCAAAAUUAUAGAUAUAUGAGCAAACAUGAGAGUGCUUCUUGAGGAUUUUUUUUUUUUUUUUUUUUACUUGAAACUCAUUAUUUGUGAUACUUUGGAUUGGAAUCUUAUGGGAAAUAAAGAAGAUCAU
Messenger RNA from Eutrema salsugineum, 1416 nucleotides. Its product is annotated as mitogen-activated protein kinase kinase 2. Gene Ontology annotation, cellular component: cytoplasm. Gene Ontology annotation, biological process: protein phosphorylation. The record is from RefSeq and is a predicted model, not a curated record. NCBI's taxonomy places the organism in Eukaryota, Viridiplantae, Streptophyta, Magnoliopsida, Brassicales, Brassicaceae. The coding region runs from base 71 to 1162 and encodes 363 amino acids. Gene Ontology annotation, molecular function: ATP binding; protein serine/threonine kinase activity. The transcript is spliced from 8 exons.